Molecule: messenger RNA, 599 nt
Organism: Dicrocoelium dendriticum
Lineage: Eukaryota; Metazoa; Platyhelminthes; Trematoda; Plagiorchiida; Dicrocoeliidae
Source: the annotation of a GenBank genome assembly
AUGGGCGAUGCCCCCGACGACAAUCUUUCGGCUCAAGAAAUGCCAUUUACUCCGAAAUCGGGCUCUGUUCUUUCGCAAAACAGAAAAAAUGAGAAGCGGCUCAUACGAGCACUGCUUGCUGUCUACAUUGUGGGUAAAAUUUUCGGAGACAUCGGAGAUGUUAGCGUUUCCUUUGUGGCGCCUUCACACGGAAUUCAACUGGGGUUGAGUCCUGUUACGGUAAGUCGUGCUAUUGCCUUCUCAGGUGCAGUCGAUCUAGUCGCUCGCUUGGGAGUGGGCUGGCUAACUGACCGGCCGUGCUGCAUGGGACGCCGGGGUAUUCUGCUGGCUCUUGUUUGGAUUUUCACUGGAAUCAAUGCGCUAGCUUUCUCUGCCCUGCGUGGGUUGGAAACGGACGACCGCUUGAAGCCACUGCCAGUUGGACUCUUGAUUGGUUAUUUUGCUUGCUUCGGUAUCCACGGCGUGUGCAGUGGCACGGCAAUGACGCAGAUGGUCAUCGUGUUGUGCGACUGGGUUGGCUCCGCUCGUCUGGCUCACUCUCUGGCAUUGACCAUGUUCGUUUUGGGCGUGCUCAUCUCUCCGGGUCAAUUCGCAGUCGG